Molecule: messenger RNA, 1089 nt
Organism: Carica papaya (papaya)
Lineage: Eukaryota; Viridiplantae; Streptophyta; Magnoliopsida; Brassicales; Caricaceae
Source: RefSeq, a predicted model, not a curated record
AUGGCGAGCUUGAGCUUCCUUUUAUUCUCUUUCGCUAUCUUCUCUUUCUCUUUCUCUGCCAUUGCAUAUCCUGGAACCAUCAGCAAUGCCAGUGAGAUCCUCUCAUAUUCCGGCUUCCUUUCCAUGGCACUGACUCUCGAAGUCAUCUCCACUUCUCUGAAGCUUGAAUCCCAGAAACUCACCGUUUUCGCCCCGUCGGAUCUUGCUUUUGUCCGAUCAGGCCAACCUUCUCUUCUCAAGCUCCAGUGCCAUAUCUCUCCGACAAGACUCCCUCAACAAAGCCUCAGGACUCUUCGUUACGGAGCAAGAAUACCCACUCUGCUUUCCAACUAUUCACUGAUAGUCACGGCUUCUUCCGGUAAUUUGACAAUUAACGGUGUUCUGGUUAAGGAGUCUGCCAUUUUUUAUGAUGGGUCGAUGGUGAUUUACGGGGUGGAUGAGUUUUUCAGGCCUGAAUUUCAGUUCGAUCUUCCUAGUCCUAACCCAGCGCCAGAACCCAGUCCUGGUUUGACAAAUUGCUCAUCUCUCGGCGGUGAGUUUAAUGGAACAUCUGGGUAUGGUGAGGAUCUUUUCGGUGAAGCUUCGGGUUUAUUGAUUUCUAGGGGAUAUGCUGUAAUGGGUACAUUUCUUGAUGCUCAACUAGUAGUAGGGUCCAUUAACGAGACAAGAUUAACAGUAUUUGCACCAAUUGAUGAAGCAAUGACGGAGCGUGCAACAAUGUUUGCUAACUAUUCGACGAUAUUCCGAGCACACGUUGUUCCAAACUUGCUUUCAUGGAAAGACCUGAGUGGCCUCGGUGAUGGGACAACUCUUGCAACUGCUUCACGAGGAUUCGCGAUCAACCUGACUUGGUCUGGUGAUAUUCUUCUGCUCAACGGUGUCCCUCUGAUCUUCCCUGACUUGUAUCGAAGCGACUGGCUUGCGGUGCAUGGCCUUAAUCGAUUGAUUACUUUACCAAAAAAGCCAGAGUUGGUGGGUGAGUCUUUCUCUGGAUUUGAUUAUGGAGAAGAUGACGAGCAGUUAGUUCCUGCAGAUUAUGGUGAAUAUGGGACGUGAUAAAAGAAGGAUUACCAGGCGUUUUGCUCUACU